GCGCCGCGCGACUGCGGCCCCCGCCCGACCCCCGCCCGACCCCCGCCCGGCCCCCGCCCGGCUCCGGCGCAGGCGACUCAGAUUAAAAAGGUUAAUUGACCAAGAAACGGAGUCCCAGAAGAAGAAGGAGCAAGAAAAAGAGAAGAGGGUCACUGCCCUGAAAGAGGAGCUGACCAAACUGAAGUCUUUUGCUUUGAUGGUGGUGGACGAACAACAAAGGCUGACGGCACAGCUUGCCCUUCAAAGACAGAAAAUCCAAGACCUAACCACGAGUGCAAAGGAAACACAUGCUAAACUAGCCCUUGCUGAAGCCAGAGUUCAGGAAGAAGAGCAGAAGGCAACCAGACUAGAGAACGAUCUGCAAACGCAGACCACAAAGUUUCACCAGAACCAAGAAACAAUUAUGGCGAAGCUCACCAAUGAGGACAGCCAAAAUCGCCAGCUUCGACAAAAGCUGGCAGCACUCAGCCGGCAAAUUGAUGAGUUAGAAGAGACAAACAGGUCUUUACGAAAAGCAGAAGAGGAGCUGCAAGAUAUAAAAGAAAAAAUUAACAAGGGAGAAUAUGGAAACUCCAGCAUCAUGGCUGAGGUGGAGGAGCUCAGGAAACGUGUGCUAGAAAUGGAAGGGAAGGAUGAAGAGCUCAUAAAAAUGGAGGAGCAGUGCAGAGAUCUCAAUAAGAGGCUGGAAAAGGAAACAUCACUGAGUAAAGACUUUAAACUCGAGGUUGAAAAACUCAGUAAAAGAAUUAUGGCUCUGGAAAAAUUAGAAGAUGCUUUCAACAAAAGCAAACAAGAAUGUUACUCUCUGAAAUGUAAUUUAGAAAAAGAAAGGAUGACCACAAAGCAGUUAUCUCAGGAACUGGAGAGUUUAAAGGUAAGGAUCAAAGAGCUAGAAGCCAUUGAAAGUCGGCUGGAGAAGACAGAAUUCACCCUAAAAGAGGAUUUAACUAAACUGAAAACAUUAACUGUGAUGCUGGUAGAUGAACGGAAAACAAUGAGUGAAAAAUUAAAGCAAACUGAAGAUAAGUUACAAGCUGCUGCUUCUCAGCUUCAAGUGGAGCAAAAUAAAGUGACAACGGUUACUGAGAAGUUAAUUGAAGAAACUAAAAGGGCACUGAAGUCCAAAACUGAUGUGGAAGAAAAAAUGUACAGUGUAACGAAAGAGAGAGAUGAUCUAAAAAACAAACUGAAAGCAGAAGAAGAGAAAGGAAAUGAUCUCCUGUCCAAAGUUAACAUGUUGAAAAACAGGCUUCAAUCAUUGGAAGCAAUUGAGAAAGAUUUCCUAAAAAACAAAUUAAAUCAAGAUUCUGGUAAGUCCACAACAGCAUUACACCAAGAGAACAAUAGGAUUAAAGAGCUCUCUCAAGAAGUGGAAAGACUGAAACUGAAGUUAAAGGAUAUGAAAGCCAUUGAGGAUGACCUCAUGAAAACUGAAGAUGAGUAUGAGACUCUAGAACGAAGGUAUGCUAAUGAACGAGACAAAGCUCAAUUUUUAUCUGAAGAGCUGGAACAUGUUAAAAUGGAACUUGCCAAAUACAAGUUAGCAGAAAAGACAGAGUCCAGCCAUGAACAAUGGCUUUUCAAAAGGCUUCAGGAAGAAGAAGCUAAAUCAGGUCACCUCUCAAGAGAAGUGGAUGCGCUGAAAGAGAAAAUUCAUGAAUACAUGGCAACUGAGGACCUGAUAUGUCACCUCCAGGGAGAUCAUUCAGUUCUGCAAAAGAAACUCAGUCAACAAGAAAACAGGAACAGAGAUUUAGGAAGAGAGAUUGAAAACCUCACUAAAGAGUUAGAGCGGUACCGUCAUUUCAGUAAGAGCCUCCGGCCCAGUCUCAAUGGAAGAAGAAUCUCUGACCCUCAAGUAUUUUCCAAAGAAGUUCAAACAGAAGCAGUGGACAGUGAGCCACCUGAUUACAAGAGUCUCAUUCCUCUGGAACGAGCAGUCAUCAACGGUCAGUUAUAUGAGGAGAGCGAGGACCAGAAUGAGGACCCUCAUGAUGAGGAGUCUGUGCUGUCCUUCAAAUGCAACUCAUCUACUCCCUGUCCUGUUAACAGGAAGCUAUGGAUUCCUUGGAUGAAGUCCAAGGAGGGCCAUCCUCAGAAUGGAAAAAUACAAACUAAACCCAGUGGCAACUUCGUGCAACCUGGAGAUCUAGUCCUAAGCCACACACCUGGGCAGCCACUUCAUAUAAAGGUUACUCCAGACCAUGUCCAAAACACAGCCACUCUUGAAAUCACAAGUCCGACCACAGAGAGUCCUCACUCUUACACAAGCACUGCAGUGAUACCAAACUGUGGCACCCCAAAGCAAAGGAUAACCAUCCUCCAAAAUGCUUCCAUAACUCCAGUGAAAUCAAAAACCUCUGCUGAAGGCCUUAUGAAUUUCGAGCAAGGCAUGUCCCCAAUUACCAUGGCAACCUUUGCCAGGGCACAGACCCCAGAGUCUUGUGGUUCCAUAACUCCAGAAAGGACAAUGUCACCUAUUCAGGUUUUGGCUGUUACUGGUUCAGCUAGCUCCCCUGAGCAGGGACGCUCUCCAGAGCCGAUAGAAAUCAGUGCCAAGCACGCGAUUUUCAGAGUCUCCCCUGAUCGGCAGUCAUCAUGGCAGUUUCAGCGUUCAAACAGUAACAGUUCAAGUGUGAUAACUACUGAGGAUAAUAAAAUCCACAUUCACUUAGGAAGUCCUUACAUGCAAGCCGUAGCUAGCCCCGUGAGACCUGCCAGCCCUUCAGCAUCACUGCAGGAUAACCGAACUCAAAGCUUAACUAAUGGGGCACUAAACAAAACAACCAAUAAAGUCACCAGCAGUAUUACUAUCACACCAACAGCCACACCUCUUCCUCGACAAUCACAAAUUACAAUCAAGGAGGUAUGCAAGCAGAGAAUCCCAACACGGAUCCCUAAACCAAAAUCUACAGGCAUUGCUAAGCUUUCCCCUAAAGUUCUCCCAGGGCCUAUGGAUAAGACUGGCUGUGGGAAGCUACACAUCAUAAGGACUGUCACCUCUAAUACUUUCCUCCACAUGGGAGGGAAAAGGUAA
Molecule: messenger RNA, 3037 nt
Organism: Eubalaena glacialis (North Atlantic right whale)
Lineage: Eukaryota; Metazoa; Chordata; Mammalia; Artiodactyla; Balaenidae
Gene: FILIP1L
Product: filamin A interacting protein 1 like
Exons: 3
Coding region: 197-3037 (946 amino acids)
Source: RefSeq, a predicted model, not a curated record